Molecule: messenger RNA, 1085 nt
Organism: Ictalurus furcatus (blue catfish)
Lineage: Eukaryota; Metazoa; Chordata; Actinopteri; Siluriformes; Ictaluridae
Product: putative protein TPRXL
Exons: 4
Coding region: 135-1085 (316 amino acids)
Source: RefSeq, a predicted model, not a curated record
CAAGCCAGCGGAGAUAUGCAGACUAACAGAUUACUUUUGCUUGUCGUAAUUUUUACUGCCUAAAAAUACAUCUUAACCUGUUGCAAUUGCUUGGAUUGUACGCUAAAUGUUUAACUAAAACCCACUACUACAACAUGAACCAAAGUGAGCUAGACCAUACAGAAUCGUCAUUAUUCCCUGCUUCCUUUCAAUGUCCCCUAUAUGUCUCCUCUCACAAUGUUACAAGACUUUCACCUUGUCCGCAGCGUCCAUCCUCCACAUCCCCUACUCGUCUUUCUCCAACCCUUCAAAAUCUUUCUUCUUCGCCCUCAUCCAGCUCUCCUGCUUGUUUCUCCCCAAGUCUGGUUCUCAUCAAUUCAUCUUCACCUUCAAGGCUUUCUCCAUCUCCCCAACCUGUUUCAUCAUCUUCCUCUCCUAUGUGUACAUCCCCUUGUCCAUCCCCUCUGUCCUCUUCUUCCCCUGCAAUAAGGCUUUCCCCUUGCCCACAGCCUCUCCAUUCAUCCCCUACACGGCUUUCUCCAUGUCCCCACCUGCUUGCUUCUCAUAGCCCUACUAGACUUUCUCCAUGUUCCAUACCACUCUCUCCCCCUGUCAUCCUGAAAAGGCCCAUCCACAUCUCCUCAUUCAGUUACAGUGGGAGUCCCCUGGAUCCUUCAACCCACACUUUUCCAUGCAGCAGCAAAGCAGCGUCUGUUACUGAUAGUCUGGAAUACUCCAAGCAAUCCCUUCCAAGCAAUCAGCCUUCAGUCCAAACCACUGUCCAGUCAGACACUGAGCAGUCUAGAUUGGCAAUAACAUCAUGCAGUGAGAGAAGGGCUAAAUCAAUCCCCAUCUCCAAAACAAGAAUUCAGCAAAAGCAAAGACAGGAACAGUUACCUAGGUACCAGAACCAAGGCAUGCUUCAUAAAGAUGUCAGUUCUGAAGACAAAUCCAUCAGAGAUAUUGUGACUAAGAAGGAAAGCACAAGUCGCCAAAACCUGAAACACAUAGGAAGAGGACCACAAAGCCUUGCAUUCUAUAAAAGGAAACAUCUAACCCAGAACCCUGUCUUAAUUCAAGCCCGCCUAGGAAUAAUAAAGAUGUGA